Molecule: messenger RNA, 1479 nt
Organism: Dacryopinax primogenitus
Lineage: Eukaryota; Fungi; Basidiomycota; Dacrymycetes; Dacrymycetales; Dacrymycetaceae
Exons: 3
Coding region: 1-1479 (492 amino acids)
Biological process (GO): protein O-linked glycosylation via mannose
Cellular component (GO): endoplasmic reticulum
Molecular function (GO): protein O-acetylglucosaminyltransferase activity
Source: RefSeq, a predicted model, not a curated record
AUGACGACAGUGGAAUUUUCCGGGAUUGUCGACCUCCCUCCUCCCGCUCAACCCGAGGCCCCUUCUAUACCGAUUUCUGAACCAAUCAUAACAGGAAAUCAUCGCUUCUUCCCCCCGCCCCCUCCACGCACCAUCGUCAAAAGCUCACUUCCUCAAUUCUCUUCUGGGUGGACCGUGUUCCAAAAUCUGUAUUUCUCCAAUGGCACUUUCUUCAUCGUCAAAGAUCAGGACCAGGGUGGAUUCGGGGAAGGCUACUGGCCUGAACGCCGACUUAUCACCAGCACGGGUCUUCCAGGGCUGGCAGGGAAUGAAGCCGAGAGAGAGCCAGGGUUAAAAGAGAUGGAGGUCAUUGACAUCGAGGAAGCAAAGCGAAUAUGGGAAGAUCGCGUGUUUGAUGUAGGAGGCUUCUCGGUCCUCGUCAACGAUCCUACACAAUUCCUGCGUCACUAUUAUCACGUCGCUGCGGAGCUGUUUUUCGCUACUGAGCGCGUCAUUACCAACUUCGAUCCCAUGCCUGCGCCCGACGGUACCAUCAAUGCUCCUAAUCCAAAUCGAAUGAUCUUCAUUCACUGUGAUGAGGAAGGGUUCUCGGAUGGACCAGGAUUGGACCACUUCUUCCUCGCCGCACAAUUCCCCUCCAUGACCCCGCUGUUUCAGCCUUCCUGGGAAAGAAUGGCACAGCAAGUAGAAGCAUCGCGUCGUGUCUUCCGCUUCCCUGGAGCGCUCUUCGUUGACCGCUCAGCGGCCUUCCGAGGAGGACCUACCGGCUCCACAUCGCGCACUCCCGCGAGUCCGUGGCAGGCUGGUGGUGGAAGCUUCGGUACUGGAGGACUGGGGCGCAAUCAGUUCUGGUAUGAGUCCGCUCGCCGGAGAGUGCUGUCUUUCGCGGGCGUUUCAAAAGAUAUUCUCGAUAUCGGAUUGCGUGCGAUGGACCCACCUCUCGCAACCGGCAAGCCUGACCGUCCUGUCAUCACCUACAUUAGUCGGCAGCGGACUAGCAGAAAACUGCGGGAAGAAGAUCACGAGUCGCUGGUGGACGCAUUGCAGGAGAUGUGUCUAAGGCAUAACUGGGAGUUUCAGUUGAUGGUCGGAGAGACCAUGCCUCGAGACGAGCAACUACUCUGGGCUGCACGAACCACUGUCAUGGUCGGGGUCCACGGGAACGGUCUCACGCAUCAGCUCAUGAUGCCACCUCAUCCCCGGUCGGCCAUCCUGGAAAUGUAUCGACCACCAAACUUUGCCAAGGAUUACGAGUGGACUGCGGGCGUGCUGGGCCACGCCUAUUAUACUAUCCACAACGACACGUUCUGGACACCCCCAAAGCUUGCGGACAUCAAUUACGACGACUGGAACACGGACAAGGUCAAGUCGAUCCCAGUCUACGCGCCAAACGUGGUCGAGAUCAUUGAACAACAACUCUUGGGCGAGAACCAAGGUCCAAAACAUUGGCAGAGCUGGCGGGAGGACGUUGGGUAUUGA